This is a messenger RNA of Onychomys torridus (southern grasshopper mouse), 5058 nucleotides long. It is a transcript of the gene C10H4orf50, whose product is annotated as chromosome 10 C4orf50 homolog. Bases 161 to 2035 code for a protein of 624 amino acids. The record is from RefSeq and is a predicted model, not a curated record. NCBI's taxonomy places the organism in Eukaryota, Metazoa, Chordata, Mammalia, Rodentia, Cricetidae. The transcript has 7 exons.
GCCCCAGCAGGGUGCCAGCAGUGAAGGUCCUUGCUCCUCACAGGCUUUGGUCACAGGACAGGACAGGUGCACCCUGCAGAUAGAUACACUGGAGAGGGAGGUGGGAGCCUGCUUCCAGCCGCUGAACAACCUGAAGCUUGUCUGUGGAGAUCCCCAGCAGAUGUCAGCAUCGACGAGAGAGAGUGAGAGUGUCACUCAUGCAUGGUUGGACACUGAGGGGUGUGUGUGCCUUCAGCAGGCCUCAGGUAGCCAGGAUCUGAAUGUGAAAUCCAGCAGGAAUGGUGAGGGAGGGAGGCGGGAAGAGGAUGUGGCCCUAUGCACUGGAGAAGUUCCUCCAGGAGCAGCACUUGAUGGGGAUAAAGCCAACUGGGGCCCUGCAGAGCUGGGUGGGAGUCCACUCCCCACAACACGGUAUACCCUCAAGAGGGUGGGGAGCAGGUCCCAUCAGCUCCUAGCCACCCUGAAGAAAGAGAGAAGUCAGGUUUUGCUUGAUGAUGCCAGGCUUCAGGAAGCCCAAGAAGGAUGUCACCAUGAAGGACGCCAUUGUGAAGAAGAGCUGGCCAGAGAGGCAGCCAAGGCACUGAGGCUGGAGCAGGCGAACCACACACUGCAGGGAGAGCUGGUCCACCUCAGGCACGAGCUGGACCAGUGUCUGCAGGCUGUGUCCGACCUAGAGGACUGUAACGGGAAGAGUUACUGCAAGAUUUCCCAGCUGGAAGAGGAAAAUGAGAAACUGAAGGGGGACCUGGCCCAGCUGCACAAAGCCAUGUCCCAGAGUGUCAGGAAAGCCGGAGGCAGGAUAAAGCAUGCCACCCAGGAAAACAGAGAGCUCAGGGCCCUGAUCUCAGAGCUCGGAGUCAGUUACAAAGGGCUCAUAAAGGACACUGUGCUAGGGAUAGAAGAUAUGGUCUGGGCUCUGCAGGGGGAGAACAAGCACCUUGUAGGCAGAGUUCAAGGCCUGGAGCGGGAGGUCCUGCAGAGGAGCAGGGAUCCAGGGGAAGAAAAGCGUUGUUCCCAGGGAAACUCCAAGAUGGCAGGAGACGAAGGACACACUGAGGACAAAGAGGUCCAGGUGACUCCAUUUUCAAGACAACUGAUCACAAGAGCCUGUGGGCCACCCUGGGAUGAGAAAUUAGGUGUGACUUGGGGUCAGGCAGGACCUUCCUUAGAUUUGGAAGAUACCAGAUGCAGGGCUGUUGCUAGUUCUGCCCCAUCAGUUUGCACAGUCCCUUCAGGGCCCCAGGAAGCACACACCAAUGGGGCAAGAGGAGACAGAGAUCGGCUGCAAAAAGAACAGGAGACACCAUGGUGUUCCAUGCCACCAGGACAGUCUCAGGGGUCCCUGAGCAGAAGCCUCCAGCUCCAGACCCCCAAGACCGAUGUCCCCGAGGAAGACCCCAAACUGUGCAUACAGCGGCUCCACCACCAGGUGCGGACUCUACAGUGCCAGCUCAGGGACCAGGGCUGGGCACUGCGGGAGUUGCAGGCGGCUCGGGAUGAGGCUGUGGGCCUCCAGGAGAAGCUCAAGGGAGAGCUUGAGGAGCUCCGGGAACAACAGCGUGAAGCGUGCCUGGCCGUGAGUCCCCUGAAGGCCAAGCUGGCUUCCCUGGUCCACAAAUGUCAGGAGAGGAACCACCUGAUUGAGCAACUACUACAGGAGCUGCCAAGACAAGAGCCCAAGAACCACAUGCUCUGUGAGCUGGCACAGAACAUGCUGGAUGACGUGGCACUGGCUGAGUAUACCGCCACCUUCCUGACCCCAGGGGUCCCAGAGACAGUCUGCCACCUGGAUGUAGGCUCCAAGGGGAUGACAGCUGGAGGAGGAGCUCAUGAGUACCUGCUUAAUUCUGAAACAGACAGUAUCCUUCAAAGCCUGUGGGGUAUGGAGUCUUGGUCCCUUCUGGAGGCUGAGUGGGCAUCGCAGACUGCUCCACUCAGUUCCCCAAAGUUGUCCUGCAGGCCCUGUGCAUGUGGAAAUACAGGGCAAGCCCCCAGCAACCCGAAGGCUGGCCCAUCUGGACAGCUCUCUAUGUAGCCACAUGAGUGACCUGCUCCCUUCAGAGACUCAUCUUCCUGCUUUCCCUGUUGCAGGAAAGAAGACAGCACCAUCAGGCACAUCACGCUGGAAAAGAUGAAUGGCCGUCCCAGAUGACCAGUGGAACAGAGGUAGCCCUGUGAUUUACGGUCCUUUCAAGAGCUGAGUUACAAGCUGCGUCACCACCCCCUACCCCAGUCAUCAUGAGGGGAUGUUUCUGUCUGCACAAGACCAGUGAGAGCCCCAGAAGCCCUCAGAACUGGCAUGGAGCAAUGGCAGGAUCCUGGGAUUUGGAGUUCCCAGUCUGGCUGUGUCACUUGUACAAACGACUUCACCUUUUCAAUGUCUUCUUCUUCUUAGCCUGUUUGGGAGUUUUUCUGUCUAUCUGACAGUCAUGUAUGAUGGUACCAAAGCUGGCAAGUCACCCUGACACUUCAGGAUGGUGGCUCAUGUUUUGGAGCAACUUGGUAUUUGUGAACUAUCUUCUGCUCACCUCCCUGACGUCCUUCAGGACUUGCUGCCUCGAAGCACACACAGUAUCACUGAUGUCUCUUUUACCUGCGGUGGGAGACAAAGCCUGCAGGGGAUGGUGGUAAGGUGACUUUGGUGACGAUCUGGACAUCAUGGAGGUUCUACAGAGUCCCAGGCUGAAUGGAGGUCUCACCCAUCCUGGGAAUUGUCUAGGGAGAGACCCCCAGCUGUCAUCAUGUUCUCAAAGGAAACAGCCUCAGUAUCAAGCACCCUAGUCUAGUAAGGAGAGAACUCCACAGGGUAUCCAGGCAUCUGACUCUGCUCCUACCUUGCUGGUGACCCUUAGGCUAUUCCCUGGCCUCCAGGGUCCUCGGGUCCUCACUUGUGUAGCAGAUGCGCCCAUAGGCUUUCCAGUUCACCGGCAGCUGAAACAGUGCCCAGUCUGCAGUCCAUCCUGGCAUCAUGGCUCACUCCCUCCUGGUUAUGAGCUGUUGAUUAUGAACCAACCUGUGCUGGUUUCUCCCAAGGAGCAGGCUCUGGCUCCUGGGAAGACUCCAGGUAGCCUCCCUGCUUCCAGGAGGAGGGAAGAGGGCUGCUUAUCCAAACACAGGCCACUUCUAACAACUGUGUCCUUCACUUGCCCCCUAGGUAGUCACAGCAUCCCAAGCAAGCAACCCAUACCAAUUCCGUGUCCUAUUUCUGUGUUCUCAUCUAGGGACUUCACUUCCUGUGUGUGGGUGGGGCAUUUCCCUUUAAGUUCAAGGGUAAUGGGGCUGGCUUGUUCAGGCAGAUGGGUAUCCAACAGGACCGUUUGAGAUCUAAGUACCCCCAGAAGAAAUAGGACAACCAAGAUUCUGCUUGGGUAAUCCUCCUGGAGCAGCUUCCUAGCCUUUCUGCUGUGUGUCCAAGAAGAUGGUAGGAGAUGGGUAGAUUCAGCAAGGGUAUCUUGGGCUUGGGAAGAACCUGGGGCUUUGGUCAGUGAGAGAGGAGUAACAGACAGGUAUAAUAACCUAUGUGCUCAAACAGAGAAUCUAGCUCACAACAGACACACAGGCUACUCUUGGAGGGUCUGGUCAAAAACAUGUCUUUGUGACUUGUGUUUUUGAUUAGGUGGAAGGUACAGAUUAUAAGCUUAGUGUCUUGACCAUCUCAACUACCCAGUUCACUGCAUUGAACGCAUCCACACUCAAUGCUCUGCGGCUGUCGCCUCUACCGUCUCCAGAGCUCUUCUGUCUUCUCAACUGAAACCCUAUGUCUGUUACACACUAGCUCCUUUUCCUCCUUGUCCAGACCCUGACAACCCCAUUUCUCCCAUGACUACAUGUCUCUCUUGUCUGAUUGCCCUUGGGACCUCAUAUAAUAUGUGUCCUGUGACUAGCUUCUUGGGUUCCAUAUGACAUCUCCAGAGUUAUGUAUCAGAGCAGCCUUUUAUAAAGCCAGUCCUGCAUGUAUUGACCACAUUGUUUGUCCUCUUACCCAGCAAUGACACUUGGAUUUCUGCUACCUUUUGAAUGUAGUGAGUGUUGGUGCUAUGAAGGAGAGCACACAGAUACGCUGAUAUACAUACAUACAUACAUACAUACAUACAUACAUAUAUGUAAAUUUGGAACUAGUAACAUUUAAAACCCAAGACUUUUCCUAGGAAGUCAGGACAUUUGAGUUCUCCAGGAAACUGUGGGAUCUGGCCAAUUUGCUUCCCUAAGCCCUUGUCUUCUUGACCACCAUGGGAGCUGUGUGAGGCUGCUCUGUUGUUUUCCAGUGGCAAGCACCUGUCCUGGUGCUUUGGGAAUAAACUAUUCUCAAACCACUGCCAAGGCCAGCUGGCUGCCACCUGACUGUGAUUCAGUGAUGGUCCCUCAGCAAUGUGCAUGUUAGUGGCAGUGUAGAUAUCAGAAAGGGUCAGAGCUUUAGCUUAGGCCCCAGGCAGGGAGUGAUGCCACCAUGCUCUCUGGGACAGACUAGACUCCAUACUGUCCAUCCCCCCAGGGCAAAGUCCUGAGCUAUCUGAGGCUCAAUAUAAUCUUGUGGAGGAACAUUGGAGGAAGAGUCCUUUCUCUGGCAGCCUGGAGGAGCAGAGACAGAGGUUGAGGUGUUCAGUGACUGAAGUGCACUUGGAAAGAGCUAAUAACAGCUCAGACCCAGACUGGAGGCUGGGUGUGCAUGAAUGGGGACUCCUUCCCUGUGCUGUAAAGUGGGAAAGGAGGCGUGCACACCCUAGGACUAUUCCGAGGACCCAUGAGGCCUGUGGGAAAUUAACUUGGCUUAUACCAGGUACUCCAUAUUUGUUGCUUUCCUGUCAGUGGGGCCACAUCUGAGUCCCAAUCAUUUUCCCCAGAAAGAGCCAUGAAGUCUAGGGAGCACCUUGGCUUUGAAUUUGCCUACCUGAUUUCAAACCAGCCCGUAGUGGGCAUCCUCCUUGUCGUCUGCAUAUUCUUCACAGUACCAGGAGGAUAGAAUUAGAAGGUACUUGGCUCAUAGUUCAAGAUCAGCAAAGCCUGUGCUAUGCAUGGUGGCACAUAUCUUUAUUCUGGCAUUUGAGAGCUAGAGGCAGG